UGCCACGUCACUUUCACGCGACCUCAUCUUUGUCAGUGCACAAAAUGGCACCCUACAGCCUUCUGGUGUCCCGGCUGCAGAAAGCUCUGGGUGUGCGGCAGUACCAUGUAGCCUCUGUCCUGUGCCAACGUGCCAAGGUGGCCAUGAGCCACUUUGAGCCCAGUGAGUACAUCCGCUAUGACCUGCUGGAGAAGAACAUCAACAUUGUUCGAAAACGAUUGAACCGGCCUCUAACUCUCUCAGAGAAGAUUGUGUAUGGACACCUGGAUGACCCAGCCAACCAGGAGAUUGAACGGGGCAAGACAUACUUGCGUCUACGGCCUGACCGAGUGGCUAUGCAGGAUGCCACAGCGCAGAUGGCCAUGCUGCAGUUCAUUAGCAGUGGGCUGCCCAAGGUGGCUGUGCCAUCAACCAUCCACUGUGACCAUCUGAUUGAGGCCCAGGUUGGGGGUGAGAAAGACCUCCGCCGGGCCAAGGAUAUAAAUCAGGAAGUGUAUAAUUUCCUGGCAACUGCAGGUGCCAAGUAUGGUGUGGGCUUCUGGAGGCCCGGAUCUGGAAUCAUUCACCAGAUCAUCCUGGAGAAUUAUGCAUACCCUGGAGUUCUUCUGAUUGGCACUGACUCCCACACCCCCAAUGGUGGUGGCCUGGGAGGCAUCUGCAUUGGAGUUGGGGGUGCUGAUGCAGUGGACGUCAUGGCUGGGAUCCCCUGGGAGCUGAAGUGUCCUAAGGUGAUUGGUGUGAAGCUGACGGGCUCCCUCUCUGGUUGGACCUCACCCAAAGAUGUGAUCCUGAAAGUGGCAGGCAUUCUCACAGUGAAAGGUGGCACGGGUGCUAUUGUGGAGUACCACGGGCCUGGUGUAGACUCCAUCUCCUGUACCGGCAUGGCAACGAUCUGCAACAUGGGUGCAGAAAUUGGGGCUACCACAUCAGUGUUCCCCUUCAACCACAGGAUGAAGAAGUACCUGAGUAAGACAGGCCGUGCAGACAUUGCCAGUCUAGCUGAAGAAUUCAAAGAUCACUUGGUGCCUGACCCUGGCUGCCAAUAUGACCAAGUGAUUGAAAUUAACCUCAAUGAGCUGAAGCCUCACAUCAAUGGGCCCUUUACCCCUGACUUGGCUCACCCUGUGGCAGAAGUGGGCACUGUGGCAGAGAAGGAAGGCUGGCCUCUGGAUAUCCGCGUUGGUUUGAUUGGCAGCUGCACCAAUUCAAGCUACGAGGACAUGGGGCGAUCAGCAGCUGUGGCCAAGCAGGCACUGGCCCAUGGACUCAAGUGCAAGUCCCAGUUCACCAUCACACCAGGCUCUGAGCAGAUCCGUGCCACCAUUGAGCGGGAUGGCUAUGCACAGAUCCUGAGGGAUGUGGGCGGCAUUGUCUUGGCCAAUGCCUGUGGCCCUUGUAUUGGCCAAUGGGACAGGAAAGACAUCAAGAAGGGGGAGAAGAACACAAUCAUCACCUCCUACAACAGGAACUUCACAGGCCGCAAUGACGCAAAUCCUGAGACCCAUGCCUUUGUCACAUCCCCAGAGAUUGUCACAGCCCUGGCCAUUGCAGGAACUCUUAAGUUCAACCCAGAAACUGACUUCCUGACAGGCAAGGAUGGCAAGAAGUUCAAACUGGAGGCUCCAGAUGCAGACGAGCUUCCGCAAUUGGACUUUGACCCAGGGCAGGACACCUACCAGCAUCCCCCCAAAGACAGCAGUGGGCAGCGGGUGGACGUGAGCCCUACCAGCCAGCGCCUACAGCUCCUGGAGCCUUUUGAUAAGUGGGAUGGCAAAGACCUGGAGGACUUGCAAAUCUUAAUUAAGGUCAAAGGGAAGUGCACCACUGACCACAUCUCUGCAGCUGGCCCCUGGCUCAAGUUCCGUGGACACCUGGACAACAUCUCCAACAACCUGCUCAUCGGUGCCAUCAACACUGAAAAUGGCAAAGCCAAUUCUGUGCGCAAUGUUGUCACCCAGGAGUUUGGCCCUGUCCCUGACACUGCCCGCUACUAUAAGAAACAUGGAAUCAGGUGGGUAGUGAUUGGAGAUGAGAACUAUGGUGAGGGCUCAAGUCGGGAACAUGCAGCACUGGAGCCUCGCCACCUUGGGGGCCGGGCCAUCAUCACCAAGAGCUUCGCCAGGAUCCAUGAAACCAACCUCAAGAAGCAGGGCCUGCUGCCCCUCACCUUCGCUGACCCUUCAGACUACAACAAGAUCCACCCAGUGGACAAGCUCACCAUUCAAGGCCUGAAGGACUCUGCCCUUGGUAAGCCCCAGAAAUGUGUCAUCAGGCACCCCAACAGGACCAUCCUCCUGAACCAUGCCUUCAAUGAGACUCAGAUUGAGGGGUUCCACACAGGCAGUGCCCUGAACAGGAUGAAGGAACUGCAGCAGUAAGGAAGGGCCAGGCUCCGGUCCCACUCUGGACCCUGCUGAGUGUCACAAGUGCAGUUCCAUGUACGUUGUCAGGCUGGAUCAGGUCUUCCCAGCUCCAAGACGGUGUGACCAGACUUGCUUCCUGCUCUCCCAUCCUCAGCCCACUGAGUGAGCCACUGUGGAGGGGCUUCAGAUAAUGCCCAGCCCCCCGCCUUCCCUUUUAGUUUGGUUCAUUCUUGAGCAGCCCAUGCAACUGUAUUUAUUUUUGAUGACAGCACUCCCCUUCUAAAGACGUUUCUAUUCUGCCUAAUCAUUUCACUGGUGGCUGAAGGAUUUUAGAGAAACUUUUGUUCUUAUUAUAAGAAAAAAACAAAUCUAAAUUCAUUGACUGUU
Molecule: messenger RNA, 2750 nt
Organism: Nannospalax galili (Upper Galilee mountains blind mole rat)
Lineage: Eukaryota; Metazoa; Chordata; Mammalia; Rodentia; Spalacidae
Gene: Aco2
Product: aconitase 2
Exons: 17
Coding region: 45-2378 (777 amino acids)
Biological process (GO): tricarboxylic acid cycle
Cellular component (GO): mitochondrion; cytosol
Molecular function (GO): 4 iron, 4 sulfur cluster binding; aconitate hydratase activity
Source: RefSeq, a predicted model, not a curated record